This is a messenger RNA of Aspergillus glaucus CBS 516.65, 2411 nucleotides long. RefSeq names its product ABC1 kinase family protein. The transcript is spliced from 3 exons. The coding region runs from base 83 to 2146 and encodes 687 amino acids. The record is from RefSeq and is a predicted model, not a curated record. Gene Ontology annotation, cellular component: mitochondrion. Lineage: Eukaryota; Fungi; Ascomycota; Eurotiomycetes; Eurotiales; Aspergillaceae.
CCGCCCUGCUUGGCUACAGAGCCUCUCUUACGCUCUUCCAUGAUCCCCGCGGCCCUUCGGAGGCGCUCGCUUGCAUGAGAACAUGAGGACGGCCGUCCUCUUUGGCCGUUUCUGUCGUCCGACGCAGCUACUGUCCCGCUUUGCUCCGCCGUCGCGAUUACGCUUUGCCCGUCCGCCAACAUGGCCACGAAGACAAUUCAACGAAGAUGGUUAUUCGGGGUAUUCGAGAAAGGCCCCCGUGGCCAGGACGGUGCUACUGGCUGCCUUGACUCCAGGUGCCUUCCUGGAGCUGGCAGAGGAGGGGGAUUCGAGUGAGAAAACCGGGGAGUUACAUAUGCUGGAAGCGUCGCGCGCGGAAGUCCAGACUGGUGUUUCGAAGGAUGCGCGGGGGCUGAAGAGGCUCCGUCAGCGGCUUUAUGUUUGGUUGUAUUGUUAUAUUUAUGAUCCGAUUGCGACCGGGUUUCGAUUUGUGCACUUGAUGUUCAUCUUUAUGCCGGUCAUUCUCACAUUUCCGGUGGCUUGGUUUGGGAAACGACUGGAGGAUCGCAGUGAGGAACGGGCAGGGACAUUAUGGUGGUUCCAAUUUUUGGUUCGGGCAAUGGAGCGUGCUGGUCCGGCGUUUAUCAAGCUCGGGCAAUGGGCAGCAUCACGAACCGAUAUAUUCCCUCCAGAACUAUGCAGUAUUAUGUCCUCCCUCCAUUCCAAUGCACCAGCACAUCCGUUACAUGCGACCAAGAAGACCAUAAGGAAAGCUUUCAAUGGGAUGCCGUUCGAGGACAUCUUUGAAGAGUUCCAGGAGGAGCCCCUCGGUGUAGGCGCAAUUGCGCAGGUAUACAAAGCAAGACUGAAGCGAAGCUUGGCUUCUGAGGAUAAGGAUAUCUCACAGGAACCCGAGAGUCUGCGAGGUAAAGUCAGAAAGAACGUUGAUGUGCUGGUGAAGAGCUCGCCUAAACGGGUCCCAUCUUCAUAUGUGGCUAUCAAGGUGCUUCAUCCAAAGGUUGAACGGGUCAUUCGGAGGGAUUUGAGAAUCAUGUCUUUCUUCUCGUCCUUGAUCAACGCCAUCCCUACAAUGCACUGGCUGUCUUUGCCAGACGAAGUUGCACAAUUUGGGGAGAUGAUGAAGUUACAAUUGGAUCUUCGGAUCGAGGCGUCCAACCUCGCCAUCUUCCGUGAGAAGUUCAAGUCGCGCACCACUGCUUGGUUCCCAUUCCCAUACUUGGAUUACAGUACCCGGGAGGUGCUGGUGGAGGAGUUUGCCCAGGGAAUCCCGCUGUCAACCUUCAUGGAGCUUGGUGGAGGUGUCUAUCAGCAGGAAAUAGCAAGUGAAGGGUUGGAUGCGUUCCUUCACAUGCUGCUGAUCGACAACUUCAUCCACGCGGACUUGCACCCGGGCAACAUCAUGGUCCGGUUCUACCAACCGAGUGAGCUAGAUCUCUCCCUUCGAAAGAGCACCCGGGCGUCGGAAGCUCCGACAAAGGCCGAGGUCGAUGUGACGGAAAAAGUGCUCAAACGUCUAAGACCGCAUUUAAAGGAUGCGCAAGACUGGGAGAACGCACUCAACCAGCUGAAUGCUGAAGGCUACCGCCCACAAUUGAUCUUCAUCGAUACUGGACUCGUGACACAGCUCAAUGAAUCAAACCGGCGGAACUUCCUUGAUCUCUUCCGUGCAGUCGCAGAGUUCGACGGAUACAGAGCAGGCCAGCUCAUGGUCGAACGAUGCCGGCAACCAGACGCAGUUAUUGACCCUGAGGUCUUUGCGUUGAGAAUGCAGCAUUUGAUCCUGAGCAUCAAGUCUCGGACAUUCGCGCUUGGUAAUAUCAAGAUUGGAGAUAUCCUCAGCGAGGUUCUGUCCAUGGUAAGGGGUCACCACGUCCGACUCGAGGGUGACUUUGUGAACGUGGUUAUCUCAAUUCUUCUCCUUGAGGGUAUUGGGCGUAGUCUCGACCCGGAUCUGGAUCUCUUCAAGCGUGCACUCCCUCUUCUACGCGAACUCGGAUCCAGUGCUUCAUUCAUGCAAUCCGUACGCUCGGGCGACACUUCUAUGCUACGCGUGUGGGUUGGUCUUGAGGCACGCACGUUGCUCCAGGCCAGUAUUGAAAGUGUCGAGAAUUGUGUCAAGUAUGACCUGUUGUCGCCGAAUAUCUGAUGAAGUGAACGCAAAGGAAACAUCAAAGGUAUGUUGUGUGUCUGUUCGCCGCCAUGAUAUGAGAGUGGUAGAUUUCUCUCCUCGGGAAUAGAUGAAGCAACACUAUGUUCUGAAUUAUAGAUUAUGGAUUGAAUAAUUGUGACAAUAUGGUGUAUUUUCUUUGCAGAUGCUGGAUGCUGCAGGUGUAUGAGUAUGAUUUUUUUCCAGUUAGGCAUAUGGUUUACUAGCGAUAGAAUAUAAAUAUCUAUAAUACAAAAACCCAUGG